Messenger RNA from Haemonchus placei, 324 nucleotides. The record is from the annotation of a GenBank genome assembly. NCBI's taxonomy places the organism in Eukaryota, Metazoa, Nematoda, Chromadorea, Rhabditida, Trichostrongylidae.
ACUAACUGAAUACUCCAUCUGUGUGAAACUCGUCAGCGAGGAUUGUGUAGGUGGUGCAUAAUAUUGCUGAUGGCUGACAUGCUGGAUAGAAUCCAUUUUUGCAGCUAUUCGGAAUGGCGGCGAUUGUUGUUGGGCGCUCCACCUCUGAUCGCUCAUUGAAUAUCGUCCAUCGGCAACCGGCUCAUGCCUUCCACUUGCCAUUGAGUAGCUGUAUUGACUUCUCUGGGAAGGUGUCGUAGGAUAAGUACGCGAGUCCCAUCGUGGAGUAGCCGUCGUAUAGUGGUAAUAGUAAUUGGGUGUGGUCCGUAUCUGCGGCUCGAAUAA